AAUCAGCCGACUGUCUGAGAGUCAGAGGACUGAUCGAAGAGAAACCGAUAGUUCUGAUCAACACCCCAGACCUGCUGCAUCCUGGUGUCUCCCAGUACAAACUUACUAAACAUAUAGAUGACUGUGUGCGACUCUCUGCUCCUGGACCUCAUGUGUUCCUGCUGGUCCUACAGCCUGAAGGCUUCACUGAGGAGCAGGGACUGAGGCUCUGCACCUUCCUUGAAUAUGUCAGUGACCGUUACUGUGAUCACUCACUGGUUCUGAUACCAGAAUCCAGAGAGGAGAGGUCAGGUGUCAGGGAAGGCUACAUGAACCACUCCCCCCUAAAACACAUGAUCAGCCUGUGUAGAGGUCCGUUUUUAUGGAGGAAGACCACAGAACCGUCAGAACUGCUGGCACGCCUGUACCAGAUUGUGGAGGAGAACAGAGGAGAGCACAUGAGGAGUGAAGCGUUUGGAGAUCCAGCAUCUGCUCCACCUGGUGACCAGCAGAGACGGAGACAGGAAACAGCCUCUCCUCGCUCGGACACCGGUAAAGUUACCAAAUCUGCACUCCGAAUUGUGCUGCUGGGAAAAAGCGAAAGGGAAAAGACAAGACUUGGAAACUUCAUAAUCGGUACACAAGGGGCUCAUUUCCAGAAACAGCCUCCAGCCAGACAGUGUGUGGUCACCUACGGGGAGUGGAAGGAACAGUCUGUGGUUGUAGUUAAAGUCCCAAACAUCUUCAGCCUUUCUGAGGAGAUGGUGAAAGAGGAGCUGAGGAGCUGUGAGAGUCUGUGUUGUCCAGGACAAAACGUUCUGCUGCUGUUAGUGAAGCCCUCAACGUUCACAGAGAAGAAGAGGGAAACUCUGAAGUUCAUCAUGAGAUUGUUUGGAGGUUUAGCCAUGAGACCGAAGCCAGCUUUAAACCUGGUUGUGUGUGGGAGGAGAGGAGCAGGGAAGACCUCAGCAGCCAAGACCAUUCUAGGUCAGACAGAGCUUCACUCAGUCUCCAACUCCCCACAGUGUGUUAAACAUCAGGCAGAGGUGUGUGGACGUCAGGUUUCCCUGGUGGAGCUGCCUGCCUUGUAUGGAAAACCUCCAGAGGCCGUGAUGGAGGAAUCACUCAGGUGUAUCUCCCUCUUUGGUCCUGAGGGCGUCCAUGCCCUCAUCCUGGUCCUACCUGUGGAUCCCCUCACUGAUGAAGACAAGGGAGAGUUAGAGACCAUCCGGGACACGUUUGGCUCUUGAGUCAGGGACUUCACCGUGAUCCUGUUCACUGUGGAGUCAGAUCCUACAGCUCCAGCUGUUGUUGACUUUGUCAGAAAGAGCAGAGACAUCCAGGAGCUCAGACAGAGCUGUGGAGGAAGAUGUGUUGUUCUCAGCAUCAAGGACGGGCAGCAGGUCCCUGAGCUGCUCCACACUGUGGACACGAUGACACUGUCCAAGGACAAACCAUGCUGCUACACAG
Messenger RNA from Monopterus albus (swamp eel), 1449 nucleotides. Its product is annotated as GTPase IMAP family member 5-like. The annotation marks the transcript as partial. The transcript has 2 exons. Gene Ontology annotation, molecular function: GTP binding. The record is from RefSeq and is a predicted model, not a curated record. NCBI's taxonomy places the organism in Eukaryota, Metazoa, Chordata, Actinopteri, Synbranchiformes, Synbranchidae.